ACCGACUGGCCCGAUCGAUUUGUCUAAUUGGAUUCCCUAUUCACCUUAUAACUGUCAUUUCAUCUGUCAAAACAGUCUGAAAUCAUGUUAAGUGAGAACGUUUGUUCGUGCACGUUCCCCGUUAUCGAGUCAUACGUGUUUACUUUCACCUCGAUGUGAAUACUCCGUAGCCACCCCCCAGUUCAAACAGUUGUUAGUGUGCAGCGGGAAUGUUCGCAUGUCCGUUUGUUAAUACUCAUGUGAUGCGAAAGACUUUAACGAGAAUGGCGCAUAAAAAACAUUAUACUGUGUUUAUAAUUUUCGCUCUAGUUGUGGUUCAAACGGUCGGUUACGACACGGUGUUAUACGAAACUAAGCCUUGCGACAGCACAGCCUGCUUCGACGACCUGCACGGAGCUUUAGGCGACUGCUCCUGUAAUGUGGAUACCAUUGAUUACUUCAAUAAUGUGAAGAUAUACCCUCGUAUACAGAGCCUUGUAAGUAAAGAUUACUUCCGAUUCUACAAAGUGAAUUUGAAAAAGGAAUGUCCAUUCUGGGCCGACGACAGUAGAUGCGCAAUGAAAUACUGCCAUAUAAAAACAUGUUCGAAAGAAAGUGUACCUGGUUACGAAAGUGGGUACAAUAACGACAAUGUCGUCGAGGCUCCCGCCUUGAAAUACUCUAAGGAGGCCCAGUCUGAUUGCGACUCGGACACAGAUCACGAUCCCAAACUCGGCUACCUAAACAUGACCAUCAGUGCUGCCAAUCAAUUUGAAAUAGCAAAAUGGAAUGUUUACGAUCAAACUCAUGACAACUUCUGUGAAAGUGAUGAUAGAGAUGUUGAUGCGGACUAUGUUGACUUAACACUGAACCCUGAACGGUACACUGGGUACAAAGGGCCAUCAGCACACAGGAUAUGGAGGAGUAUCUACCAAGAGAAUUGCUUCCGUCCAAAGCCUAAUCCUUACGAAUCUUUCCCGUUUGUUUUGAGCUCAGAUUUAAGCAACAUGUGUUUAGAGAAGAGAGUAUUUUACAGAGCUGUAUCGGGACUACAUACUAGUAUUAAUAUCCAUUUAUGUUCAAAGUAUUUAUUGUCUGAAAAAGGCAUUGGUUUUGCAGCCCCACCUGAUGGAGAAUGGGGCCCAAACUUGGAAGAAUUUCAGAGGAGAUUCGACCCAUCCCAAACAAUGGGGGAAAGCACAAAUUGGUUGAAAAAUUUGUACUUUGUGUACUUAUUGGAAAUGAGGGCUUUGGCAAAGGCUGGUCCGUACCUAGAACAUGAGGAAUACUUUACCGGCAACCCCACAGAGGAUGAUGAAACUAGAGAUGCAAUUCGCAACAUGCUUGGUGUAAUUUACUCAUUUCCAGAACAUUUUAAUGAAACAUCCAUGUUUACUGGGGGGAGUCAAGCCGAAAAAUUGAAAAUUGAAUUCCGUGAGCACUUCCGAAACAUCUCUAGGAUUAUGGAUUGUGUGGGAUGUGAUAAAUGUAAAUUAUGGGGCAAGUUGCAGACACAAGGACUGGGUACAGCCUUGAAAAUAUUAUUCUCUGGCAAAUGGAAUAGUCCAGACAGCGAUCCUGUCCAGGGAAAACUGCAAUUGAGACAUAAAAUGGACAAAAGGCUCCAGAGAACAGAAAUUGUUGCUUUGUUCAAUGCCUUUGCCAGACUGUCCAACAGUAUAAGGCAAUUGGAGAACUUCAGAAUUAUGCUGAGCUCGCAGAAGGUCCAAGCGAAGCCAAAUUUUUACGGUGGUCUCCAAGAUGGCAACAGAAAGGAUUGCUCGUCAAGCGGCGCAAAACCUGGGAUUUGGAGUUAAAUUAUUAUAGUUAUACUUAAUAUUGUGUUGGCGUUAGUAGAAAAAUACAUUGUGUGAACGAGAAUACUUUAUUAUCACUUUUGCAAAAUAAUAGGUAUGAUAUUACAACAAAAGUAUACUUGUUUCUACAAAAGAAAUCCUUUUUCGUUAGCUUUUCCUUAUUCGAUUUAAUCUUGUGAAUCAUGUCGGUCUACUAUUCAAAAAAAGUUUAUAAAAUACUUAUUGCUUAUUUUACUAUGAAAUUUUAUUUACAUUAAUACUUAAAACAAUUUAUAACUAUCAAGUGUAAUUAUUCGCCGUUUUUUGGUGUGUCACUUUAAUUUGUCCAUUACUAUAACUUGCACUGAUUCUUUUUACGAUAAUAUGUCACUAUCUCAAACUAGUUUAGAUAUCUUCAGCUCAAUUGCAUCAAAUUUGCAUAUCCCGUUAUUAACAAUUAACCUUGCGAGGCAUGUAAUCACGGCUAGGAUGUAACAAUCCUCUAGUUACUGUCAUUAUCUUCGACUGAGGAUGAAACUAAUUUACCGCUGUUUUUCUAGGACAGAGGUUCCCAAACAUAUUUUACUGAUAGAUCAUUUUCAAAAUUUUACUGGUGGACCCCCUGCAACUAAAUCUCUACCGUAUUCUUCAGAAUAUGCAAGUUUGUACAUGUAAGUCGCUGUGCUUCUUAAAAUAUUAUCUGCCUACAGUAAUAGGUGAAGUCAAGUCACCAUUUUAGUUCUUUACUAGCAAAACCAGAUACAUUUUCGUGGACCCCCGCUUACGAAUUGUAAAUCCACAUUUUUUGGUCACACCAACUCCCGACUCCUGUUGUGGCUCCCAUUCACCCAUGGGGGUCCACCUGUACCACUUUGGGAAUCAAUGCCUUACAAUAUUCACAUUAGAUAUAUUAAUAAAGAAUUGUUAAAGUAUUGAAUAUUUAAGAACAGUGAAUGUGUUGCAGGGAUAUUUUGAAUGCUUGCAACAACGAACGGAACUUUGGUAUAUGGGUUUUAGAUUUUAACUCGGAUAAUUAGACACAUGCCUUUGAAAUUUGGAAUUAGAAUAUAAUAACUGCUAGUUCGUUUGUAUAAAUGUGAUCCAAACCAAAUUUGAAGCCGGUAUAACUGGCUUGAAUAUUGGUUGUUUACAAAGGAUUGUUUGUUUGCUGAGAAAUUUCUCAAGAGUGUCAGGCGAGUUAUGUAAAUGUUUGAAUUUCUCCUAACGCCAACAUCAAUAGCAUCACAAGACUUAAGUAUUUAUUGCAAAUCCAGUGAUGUAAAUUAUUUUUAUUAAGUAUGCUACUGUGCUGAAUAUUGAAUAUGCAUAAAUAUUUAAUUGAAAUUAUUAGUUUGAUAGAUAAAUAUUAAUGAAACAAAGACACUUAGUAGAUAUAGGUAUAACUAUAUUUUAAACCAAUAGAAAUGUGUACAUCGAAGGAAUUGCAUAAAGUAUCAAAUAUCCUCAAAUAGUUGAUGUAGUUUUGUCAUGAACAGGGUAAGAAUUGACAUUGCUAAGUCACUGAUAUCUGUAACUUGCAUAAAUAAAUGCAGGUAAAGUAUUCAAUUUUCAGCUCAGUAGUUUUCCUGCAAUUAUGUUAAGGUUUAGAUUUUAAGGUAAAUAGUGGAGUAUUAAAUUGAAACGAUACUCAGCUACGAAAAGCUUCGUAUAAUUUUAUUUCUGAUCAUUUUUCAUUCGAUGCCUUUUUGUAAUAUGCUCAAAAUUUCUGAGAUUAUACGCAACAGAUUUGUUUCUGAUGUCUGCUAUUCCUGUCUUUCUAGUCAAUAGACGUCCAUAGCAAGUGCAAUUUACUUUCAUUUUAGUGAAUUUUAGAUUACGUAUAUUUAUCUGUGCAAGUUUAAACCAGAAAUGUAAUGUUCUAUAUUAAAAAAAAAUAUUUAGUUUGAACUCAAUUUUGGCCCCACAUAAUCAGUGCAUUUUGUUGGUGACCGAGGUGUGGCGUAGUUUAAUGCGGUCCUAGGUUGGGCCAAAAAAGUAAUUGUGACUGGGUUUUUCCUUCUCAAAUAUUACUUAGUCGCAGCUUGGGGUGUGAAAGUUGGCGGUAUGAUACUCCCGUGCCUCGGAAAGCACUUAAAUUUGUUGGUUCUGCGCCUCAUCUCUCUCCGGUCAUGUCGGAUUGCUGUCAUAUCGAACUAUGAGAGUGAAGGAGCAGAGAGUGCACCUGUGUAUUGCACACACACUUAGCAUUAUAAUAUCUCCUGCGUACCUGGCUGAUCUCUGUUGAGAUGAGCCGCAGUGGCCGAAAUUCGGCUAGGAGGGAUUCAUUAAUUCAUUCAUAUUUUCUGGUUUUAUUAGUAGCAAUGUCGUUCAGGGUUAUAAAUAAAUUAAUUGUUUAUUUUAAAUUAACUGUAUUUGGAUAAGGUCCAAAGUAUUUUUAUCAAUUUGAACCUAUGCUGUCUAUUUCUUUGCGAAGUGCUUUCAUCUUAUACAUUUUCUCGUUGUUAUAAUAUUCUAUUAACCCUCCGGAGUUUGGAUUGUUUUUUUUUGUUUUUAUGGAGUUUUUAAUGAUUUUACAUGUGAGAUGAAGUCGAUUUUUACAUUAUACAAUUGCUUGCUUCCAUUAGUAAAAAAAUAUCAUUUUUAUUUUAAACUUUUAAAUUGUGGCAAUCGUUUGUUAUUUGUACCGUGAAUUAUUGUUCAAGUAAAAAUGAUUGGUAUGUUAUCAUUUUUAAUGAUGUGAAAAUAUUUCUUACAAUGGAAGUCUAGUAAAUAUUUUGCAAGUUGCAAUCAAUGCAUUGUUGUACAUUAUUUUAAAAACUGUAUAUUUAUAUGUGUUAUAUGAAGAAAUCCCAUUUUUUUACUUACUAUUAAUUAUUAUUGGUCACAAACAUCAGGUACAAUUUUGAGUAUUAUUAGGUUUAACAAUAAAUUGGAUUAAUUAAAUAAAUUCGAGUUACAACUGACGUGUUUUGUACCGAUUUUUAUUUUUAUAUUGGGUUUUAUUUUAGUUAUAUUUGCAUUGUAUAUACACUUCUUUGGGGUACUUUUUAUAUAAAAAAUCUGAAAUUAAACAUAUUUUAUUUUUAUUUCUAAUUCUGAUUUAAUUUAGGGUGCGGUAACUGUUUUUAUUUAAUAUUUAUGUAUUUUAGUACAAAAUAUACAUUGUUUUAUGCUUUGUAUACUAUGUAGUAGUCUUUAUUGGUAAAUCUGUGUUUUUAUAAAGUUGAAAUAGGCAUGAAGAAAUUUUGUUUUUUUCACAACAUUUAGUACAAAGUUUCCAAUGCUUCAAACGACAAAAUCCAAUUACUAGAAUUUACUUCUACACAAUUUUCUGUUUACGUUCCGUUAUCAAAAGCAAUAAACACAAUAAAUCGCUUUUUAUCGCAAUUGCCAAUUACUAACAUUGUGUGAUUUAGGUAAAUGACUUAACAAACUAAAACUGAUUUUAUGUGUCUGUGAUUUUUGAUGUUUAUGUCAUGACAAGUUUUUUUACUUUAAAUAAAGUUAUUAACUUA
Messenger RNA from Manduca sexta (tobacco hornworm), 5251 nucleotides. RefSeq names its product ero1-like protein (gene Ero1L). Gene Ontology annotation, cellular component: endoplasmic reticulum membrane; endoplasmic reticulum. Bases 210 to 1796 code for a protein of 528 amino acids. The record is from RefSeq and is a predicted model, not a curated record. Gene Ontology annotation, biological process: protein folding in endoplasmic reticulum. The transcript is spliced from 2 exons. Lineage: Eukaryota; Metazoa; Arthropoda; Insecta; Lepidoptera; Sphingidae. Gene Ontology annotation, molecular function: FAD binding; protein-disulfide reductase activity; thiol oxidase activity.